UGACUGUCGUGGCACUUCGUCACAGAUCAUAGCGGGUGUGUAUCCAUUACUCUUAUAGGCUGUUAGAAGCGUUACAGGAUCUGUUCAGACGUUGGCCACUGAUUUGCGCUGCUUAUUAGCUUGAGGUAUUAAUCAAGAUGAAAGCAUUAAUUUUGGUGGGUGGGUAUGGGACUCGUUUACGGCCCCUCACUCUAAGCUACCCCAAACCUCUGGUGGAAUUUGGUAACAAACCCAUGUUGCUGCAUCAGGUGGAAGCUUUGGUACAGGUUGGUGUUAAACAUAUAAUUUUGGCUGUCAGUUAUCGUGCAGAACAAAUGGAGCAGGAACUGAAACAUCUUGAAGAUAAGCUUGGGAUCAUCAUCACAAUAUCUCAUGAGGUGGAACCUCUGGGAACAGCUGGUCCCUUGGCACUGGCAAAAGAUCAUUUGCUGAAAGAUGACAGUCCUUUCUUUGUCCUCAAUAGUGAUAUUAUCUGUGAUUUCCCAUUUGCUGACAUGAUUGCGUUCCACAAGCAUCAUGGAAAGGAAGGAACACUUGUGGUUACAAAAGUGGAAGAGCCAUCCAAAUAUGGUGUUGUAAUUUACCGUCCCGAGGAUGGAGCCAUUGAGCGAUUUGUAGAAAAACCACAGGAAUAUGUGUCAAAUAAAAUCAAUGCUGGGAUGUAUAUAUUCAACACAGAUAUAUUAAACAGAAUACAACUGCGACCAACAUCCAUAGAAAAGGAAAUAUUUCCAGCCAUGGCUAAAGCAGGACAGUUAUAUGCAAUGGAUUUAAAGGGCUUCUGGAUGGACGUAGGACAACCAAAGGAUUUUCUCACUGGGAUGUGUUUGUACCUUGCAUCUCUGCGCCAGAAAACCCCAGAAAAGCUGGCCUCUGGCGACGGUGUGGUAGGCAACAUUCUUGUGGACCCUAGUGCCAAGAUUGGCAAGAACUGUCGUAUAGGGCCAAAUGUGACAAUUGGACCAGAUGUGAUCAUUGAGGAUGGAGCUUGUAUCAAGCGAUCAACAAUACUUAGAGGAGUGAAGAUAAAGUCUCAUUCAUGGCUCGAAUCUUGUAUUAUUGGCUGGAACUCAACAGUGGGACAGUGGGUUAGGAUGGAAAACGUAAGUGUACUAGGAGAGGAUGUAAUAGUGAAGGAUGAACUUUACAUCAACGGAGGCAGAAUAUUACCACACAAAUCCAUAUCAGAAUCGGUCCCAGAUCCACAGAUUAUCAUGUAGCAGUCCUGCAUCAAGUCAUUGUCAUACAUAUAACCUAUGGACAUGUUGUCACAACCAUUUCAAAACCAUCAGUUUUUAUGUAUGUUGAUGUUAAAUCAUGUAGUUGGAAGUUCUUGCUGGGGGGAUCUGGUGCUAGUAACAGUGACACCUGUAAUGUCAACUUUUUCACGAACUAAUCUUCUUGAUGUACUACAGACCACAGUCUUCAGACAAAAAGGGGCAGGGUGGCAGUUUUCUGACAUUUGCGAGAUAUGAAAUUGAUUGUGUCCAGAAAGUUUCUAAACAGUGAUAAUUUCAUCGUAAUCGACAAUUACUAGAUACGUAUAUGAAAAAAGCCUUUUUCAUUUCAUGUCCAGGUUGUAUGCUUUCUGAAGCUGUGUUUCCACGGACAUAAGAUUGCAAUUGGGACAACUCAUUCGAUAGUUCUUCUGAGAUUGGGAAUUACAUGUAUAUGAAUACAAUGGCGUGUUUCCACGGACUCUGCCCAAGCAGGCUUUAAUUCAGCGCAAAUGGAACAUCACAUUUUUAAUGUAUGAGGCAAGGUUAUAUUGAUAGGGUGGAUUGACAGUGUAGUAGAGGCACAGUUGUGAAGACAUGGGGUGUGGAAGCACUGUAUCGAAUGUGUUAUCACAUGAAUCUCGUGUCCAUGGAAACACAGCCUAAUUGUUAACUGUGAUACUGGCAUUGCCUUGGUUUUAAACUCAUUGAAUCAUGAUGUAGUGUAGGAGCAUUGUAUGGUAAUACAAAAGCAAAGCUUGAAUUUGAAUUGUAAUGGGCAGGUCAAGACACCAGUAUGUACACCUCAUUGAUGGAACAAUAUCUGAAGAAAGACUACAUUAUUGAUUACACCCUUGAAAACCAGCUCAUCACAGGUCUUGAGAACAUAUCUACAAGUUUGUGACUUUCAGCAGGAGGACACAUGGAAGCAUUUGGUCUGCCAUUUCAAAUCUGUACCAUUUCAGACAAAGUAAUGCUGUGUCAAGCAAACUUCUUAGAUUGAAAGUGGAGUGAUUCACGGAAGUAGACAUGUGAAAUGUAAUUGUUUUUAUCUUAUCUUAAGGACACUAAUUUUAAUUGUUGUUUGAUGGGCAGAAUAGAUCUUUUUUUUUGUCAGUGUUGGAGGAGAGCAUAAAAAUGAAAGUGAAACUUGAAAAUAAUUUAAUUUGUUGAUGAAAUGGACUAUUUUGGCAAUUCGCCCUAUUAAGCACAUUUUUAAAUGAUGGGAAAGCCUUGACAAACAGAAAAAUCAUUAAAAAAAACAUCAAAAGUGGAUUUCAGUUUUAUUUUUAUUCCAGUUUUGGAGUUUUUAAUGUCUGUUCAAAACCCAAAUACAAUUGGUGUUACCUAUUGGACCAGUAUUUGAUAUAUCCUUUAUAAAUGUAACAUCAGGAAGAUUAGUCAUUGGUCAGAAUAAUAUCUGAAGUGUGUGAAUACUGGCUGUGGCUUUGCAUGCUGAAGUCAUAGUUCAAACAGAAAGUUGUAUCCAAAGUUGGCUUUAAACAUCAAGUUAUUUGACUCGUAGAAAAGAUUAAUACAUGACUUGAUCACAUUUUUACAGAACUUAAAACGUCAUCAUUUCCACUGUGAAAAUUCUUUGGAGUUCAUUUGCAGGUGCUAUUUCAUACAAGUACAUCACUGUGGGUGCCAAAAUUUAUGUAAUGCUCAGCUAAAUAUUUACAGUUAAUAGUGAAAUUUGGGCAGUUACAAAACAAACAAUGGCACUCACUGAAAGUGAAAUAUAGAUAUGUGUCAACAUUUGUGAUGAAAUAAUGUGAUAAAAUGAAUUGAGCUUCCAGGUGGCAAGUCCCAAAAUAUUAUUAGUUUUCUAUAGUUAGCCAAAUUGUUGAGUAACAAUUUGUCCAUUCUUAUCACUUCGCUUUCUUUUGGUACCUGUCAUCUGUAGAGAGAUGUUGAAAAUCGUAUUUUGUUGCCUACAUACUGUUAGCCACCAUCUGAACAUUUUUUUCUGGAAAUUCCAGAAGUUUUAAGUAAUAUUUAAUUAACGUAUUUUUUAUGCUCAGUGGAAAAGACUUGAAAGGCAUAUCUAUUUUUUCUUCAAUGCAAAAGGAUUGGGGUACAUGUGCAUUCAGGUGCGACCAUGUGUAUAUUAAUUAAAAACCGCUUGGAAGCAUUAUUUGGUUUUAAGUGUAAAUUGUGAAGAUGUUUUCUUGUGCUCUUAGCAGCAAAAUUCAAAAUCUGAAAACUGUCAGAAACAUUAUGAACUGCGAUUCCAAGUGUUUCCAAAUGUACAUGUACUUCUUUUUGACACACUGCUAAAAAUUAACAUUCCAACCUGAGAUAUAUGGAAAAAAAUUUAAAUGUUGUCCAUGUGAAAUGCCAUUAAAAUUAUUUUUAUAAAAAAAAUUAUCACACUGUAUAUGAAGUUCAUAAAUUAAGAGUUUGAUCAAUCUUUAUGAUAUAGGGCCUAUUUGUAUGCCAUGUUUUAUGGAGUAGAGGUGUAAUCUGCUAGGGAGGAGUAAAGGUUGCUUUAAGACUGAAAGGGUUCACUGUUAUGUUUUCUAGUACAUUUAUAUUUCUGUACUUCUUUGACUGUCUGCUAGUUAGGUAAAAAUAUAUCAUGUAGUAUGAAAGUCGAUUUAGGAAGUUGCAGUUACAAGUAUUUACUUGUAUUUCAGAGAGACAAUCCUCUGUAUUGGUACCAUCAUUACAGAAUUGUUUGAUUUGGGUGAUGGUGGGUCUGAACAGAUACAAAUUUACCUUUUAAGUAAUCAUGUUCAUUUUAGCUUUUUACUGGUUAAUGAGGUCUCAUCUUGCUUCAAAUUAAGAUAUAGUUUAAUGUGGAAAGUGUGUUUUAAUAUUUCUUACCAUGUUGAGACAUUUUUGUAAAUGCUGCUUUCUGAUAUUUUAAAUGAGGUGUAUCAUCAGAAUUAAUUUAUUCAUUUUAUUUAUGGGAUGCCUACCUGCUCCACUAGUCUCACUGACCAAAAAUGUAAAUAUUAUAAGGUUCCGAAACAAUAGUCAAUACAGAUAUUUGCUGUUCUUACUAACAAUGACAGUUAAUAUGUAACAAUGUAUAAAGUUGCUGGCCUACAUGUAGUAGUAUUCUGUGUUUUCAUUAAAGGACCUUGGCAAUGUGUGUAGCCUACAUGCAUAUUCACUUUGUCAUUUAAGUUUGCAUUAAUAGCAUUGUGUACAAAUAUUUACAUAUUUUAACAAUUAUGAGGGAGACAAAUUGAAUGACUUACAAACUGAAUUAUAUUCAGUGGUACAAUAAAGAACUUGG
Molecule: messenger RNA, 4464 nt
Organism: Liolophura sinensis
Lineage: Eukaryota; Metazoa; Mollusca; Polyplacophora; Chitonida; Chitonidae
Product: mannose-1-phosphate guanyltransferase beta-like
Exons: 10
Coding region: 138-1220 (360 amino acids)
Biological process (GO): GDP-mannose biosynthetic process
Molecular function (GO): GTP binding; mannose-1-phosphate guanylyltransferase (GTP) activity
Source: RefSeq, a predicted model, not a curated record